Messenger RNA from Corythoichthys intestinalis (scribbled pipefish), 4493 nucleotides. It is a transcript of the gene rftn2, whose product is annotated as raftlin family member 2. The transcript is spliced from 9 exons. Lineage: Eukaryota; Metazoa; Chordata; Actinopteri; Syngnathiformes; Syngnathidae. The record is from RefSeq and is a predicted model, not a curated record. The coding region runs from base 291 to 1613 and encodes 440 amino acids.
CCAAACAGUCCACUCCGCCUCCCCCACCAUUCAUAACUGUACUGCUGCAAGACCAAGAAGAGACCGGGGCUGGUUUGCUUCUCACCUCCGUCUACGGCUUUCUUUGUUCCUCUUCGAACCUGAGUAGCAACCACUGCUUACGGCUUGAGCGGAUGACAGAGGCCCGUUAGUUUGGGUGAAUCCCCGCAAAAGAGUGGAUCGGAGAGAGAGGGAGGAGGAGGCAGCGGUCAGCCGGGCUUCAGGAAGACCUUGAGCGGCUCCUCAACUGCUUUUUCCCCGCCUCCGCGGCCAUGGGCUGCGGUUUAAGGAAGCUGGAGGACCCGGAGGACAGCAGCCCCGGGAAGAUCUACUCGACGUUGAAGAGACCUCAAGUGGAGACAAAGACUGAGACUGUCUACGAUUAUGUGCUGCUGGACUUCAGCUUGGAAGGUAGCCGUCCCACGGUGCAGUACGUGUCUUCGCUGGCUGAGCUGCCUCAGGCACUGCAGCCAUACUAUACACAAGGCUACGUCCUGGCCGCUCUUCACCCCAUCAUCCUGUCCGUAGGCCGCACGCGUUCGCUUCCUUUCAGCCUGCUUUACCGCGCCGUGCUGGCGCGACCCAGAUUGAGUCAACAGACAGCAUCCAUGUGCCACAGUGUGCCUUUGCUGAGGGUGGAGGAGUGGCCAUUACCUGGAGAUUCGCUGACGAGUGACAUUGUUCGGGCGCUUAUCGACAGGGUGAACAGCAGCGCCCGCGGGGGUGUUCGUUUCGUCGGUUCGGUCCUCCAGCAAGUGAGCGUGCUGAGCAACGGCAGCAAACUGCACAGUCCAAAGAGGGGCUGCCGCUCACCCCCACAUUCUCCCCCUCGCACCCCCCCAGGAGAGCGGGAGCUGGAGGAGAACACCUACAGUCCUGACAUGCGACUUUUGGUCUUCUUCCACUCUUGGGCUCAGGGAUGUGCACCGUUGGAGUCGUUAGCAUGCCAGUACCACCAGGGGGCGUUGUCCAUGCGCGUCUCCAGGAAGGGGCAGGUGGUGAGCGCCCUGGAGGCCGACUGGCUGGAGCUGACGGCGGCCUACUACCGCAGAGGCUGGUCGUUGGUGGACUCCUUCGUCUACUGGGACACCCCGAAAGGCGAACCCGUGCCGCGGUCUCUAGAGGGCCUUUUUGUGUAUGAAGAGAGGAGCACCGCCCCUCCUGCCAACGACACCAUCGUGGUGGAGCAAUGGACUGUUAUUGAGGGAUCCAGUGUAAAAACAGACUAUGGGCCACUGCUUCACACUCUCGCUGAGUUUGGGUGGCUGCUGACGUGCGUUCUGCCCACUCCCAUCAUACGUCAUGACAGUGAUGGUAAUCUGGCAACCAAGCAGGUUGUCUUCCUUCAGCGGCCUGUCAGAAAUCAGGCAGCAGCACAGCACAGGAACCAGGUUCUGUCAGCGCACAGCGAAGUGUCCAGCCGAUCCGUCAGUCGCUCGGUCAGCGGCGCUGUGCUUCACCAGGAGCUCUCCCCCGUGGCCGGGGGCAUCGGUGGAUUCCCGGUGUUCGGAGGGGGGUUCCCCAGCUCCCUUUCGCACCUGGAGGAGGGCGGCUUCGACCAGGAGGAGGGCAAGGCGGAGGUGACGUGCAUGUGAGCGGACUCACGGCAGGAGAGUUCCAGCUGAAGGAAAUAUUUCUCUUGUGGCCACGUGGCAAAAAAAAAAACUGCACUUUUUUGUUUUAUAACCCAAGCCAUAAUAAGAACAUAUGGAACUGCAUUUAUUGGAUUUUCAAGUAAAACUGCAGCACAGGUAGUCCCCGGGUUACGACGUACUCGACUUAGGUGUUUUCGACUUUACAACGCCAGAGUCUCGUCCGCAAUUUUGUCUCCAGUCAUUUUUCUAUUUUUUCUAAGUGUAAACAGUAAAUUAUUGUACCUCACAGCAUCUUAUUUUUUACUUUACUUUAUUAAUAUGACGUGUUCUGUCCUCACUGUGUUGUUAUUCAGCUGACGGACAGCAAACAAGGCAAUUGUGCUUUUUGAAGCUUUUACUCCCUUUACUUUUGACAAUUUGUAAAGCUGUAACAUACAUACACUUGGCAUUCAAACGUCUAUCGAGUCUGAUCAAUAUGUAAAUUUAGUAGAUUAAAUUAGCCUAAUUUGUAAAAAAAAAAAAAAAAAAAAAAAAAAAGUCUGCUAGCUUAAAUGCUACAAAUGCUAAAGUAUUUGCAAUUCCCAUAGCAAAUUGCUCACACAUAACUCCACAAACUGUAGCUCUAAAUGCAUACACAAACAUAUAUUAGCUGAAACAACUUAGCCUUUUGUCGAGUCUGUUCCUCUGUCAUACAAGGCGACAGUCCAGUCAGGUCCAACGCUGCCACCAGAGGGCAGUGUAUCUUCCAUCAUUAAACAAAAUACAAUACUUUUGGACUUUUUGCAUAGUUAUUUUGAGAUUUAGGGUCCUUAAAGGGUUAAUUACGAUUUACACAGAAAUUUGGGUUACAUCGCAUGCGCAGGAACGGAACUCGUUCGUAACCUGUGGACUACCUGGACUUAGCAUAUGCACAAAGAGCGUAAUAGCUGGUAUCAAGAAUCUAGCCGGUACCAGUGGUCCCACAGGAUGGAUCUUGGACACCUUAGUAACAUUUCAUUUGGAUUUUUUAACACACAGACCAAAUGUCUUUUUGAAUAAAUUCCAAUGCUCUUGAAUUCAUUUUGUUGUUUAUCGUAUUCCAUUUUUUAACCUGAAUUUUAUGUCAAUUUUUACAAUGCCAAACUAUUCAGGCUAAGAGGUCCACUGCAAAUAUAUUGUUUUUCUUUGACAGUAUUUUAAGAGUGAGUAGGUGGCCCACAGGUUUUUAUUUAUUGGUUUGGGAUGUGUUAUGCACAAAGAUGUCAAAAUCAUUCUAGUCUUCUUUCUUGCUUCUAGCUUUUUUGGCACAUUCCAAGUGCUUUUUAUUUUGUUUGCUGAUACACACCAAGUCACAGUAACCUGAUAAAAUACAUUUACAUUACAUGGACAAGAGUAAGUGAAACCUUUUCCUGUACUUUUGUCAAUGUUGAAUGCUGAUUUUGUCCAACGAUGUAUUUUCAAACAUUUUGAAUCUUAACAGUAUUACUAGUGUGUACGGUACUCCAUGGAAUAGAGUUUAAUUAUAGGUAUUAAAGUUACCAAUCAUGGUGUUACAAAGAACGACAGCAGUUUUUGAAAAUGAACACAGUUGUGGGAUUUUUUUUGUACAUUUAUACCUUGCCUUCCUAGGAUCAAAAUGUUGCUAUACUGUAAUGGUGAAAAGCACAUUUUAAACUGAUGUAGGGUUUCCAUGUCAGUAUUUCGUUGUCGUUUUGUUUUUGAGUUGUACAAUUUGCUUCCUUGUAUGGUUAGUGUUUAUUGUCACAAAUAAAGUUCUCCAUUGUUUGGCAAAGUUUACAUUUCUGUUUAACCCUUUUUUUACUUUUUGGUCAAAGACAUGGUACAUGGACGUCGCAUUUUAGGUCAUGUAGACCACAAUAUGAUUGGUAUAGUACAGGGUGACCCAAAAAAACGGAAACUUUUAACAAGCCAAUAAAACCAAGAGUUAUGGAAGAAAAUAUUUCAUUCAUAGUAAUUGAAAACUGUAAACAUGACAAUUAACAAUUAUGAAAUUUUCAUUUAAAAAUGACAUUGACGGGAAUAGUAUCUUUUCUCGUAUUUACCGGUCGACUAUUUGUAUCAUUCUAACACGCUUAACAUAAUCAAUAAGGGAAUAGUAUCUUUUCUCGUAUUUACUGUUUGUUUGUAUUACUCUAACGUACCCAAUAUAAAAUCAAUAGCCUUUAUAUCAUAGUUUAAGGAAAACAAGCAGAAUAUAUUUGACAUAGGGCAUAAGAGAUACAUGACGCCUUCUGACCACAGAAGCCCAACGCGUGCGUCAUGCAGCUAACAGAGCAAGAUUGAUGCUGACUACCAGGUGAUGGGCAAGACAUCUAAGAUCCCACGUCUGCAACCCCAAAUCCCACAAUCAGCUCUUCAGGACAGUUCAAAACAAAUGGCGGGACGUCCUAUAAUACCACAACACCCGAUAACAAAAACAACUAAGUUUGAUAGAUCGGUGCCUCUCAGACAGUGAGGCACACCGAACCUCCCACCUCAGUUGCCUCAGUAACCAUGAUCCAGCAACGAACGGUAACAAACUUGACCGCCCAAAUCUGCAACAGAGGAACUAUCCUAAACAACACCCAGGCACACCUAUCGUCCAACCCACCGUACUGCAGACUUCAGAAAGACUGAAUUAGCUAACAACUGUCGCUUCUCCGGGACAUUCUGAUGUGCUCGUUGUUUUGCUGACCCUGGAUCCAGAAUUGCCUCUCUGGCGGGGACCCAUUUGCUGUUUGCCUUGCUGUUUGAUCGGUGUCGACCUGAAUAAAUUGUCAACUUGUGUUUCAAAGCCUUAUUCCAACUUUAAAAAUGGAGUCAGUACAAGGGGUUAAGACUAAGGUGAAGUUGGUGGAGUUUUGGCCUGGUUGUCAGAGUUUCGCCAGCCCAGGUCGUUGG